This is a messenger RNA of Helobdella robusta, 2455 nucleotides long. RefSeq lists its product as hypothetical. Gene Ontology annotation, biological process: protein secretion. Gene Ontology annotation, molecular function: GTPase activator activity; protein binding; guanyl-nucleotide exchange factor activity. Gene Ontology annotation, cellular component: endoplasmic reticulum membrane. Lineage: Eukaryota; Metazoa; Annelida; Clitellata; Rhynchobdellida; Glossiphoniidae. The transcript has 10 exons. Bases 1 to 1257 code for a protein of 418 amino acids. The record is from RefSeq and is a predicted model, not a curated record.
AUGGCAACCAAGUCUGUAGCGGUGGCCAAAUCUGAUUUUCCCCUCUACUGCAUUCAGAUGAUUGGGGACAGCCAUUUUGUGGUGGCUGGGGGAGGGGGGUCUGCCCGUACGGGCGUUCCUAAUGCAAUGGAUAUAUACGAGAUUAAGUUUGAGAACAAAACCCUGUGCGUCAACAAAGUGAAUCAUUUUGAGACAAAGUCAAGAGCAGUGAUGAAUUGUGCUGUUGCCAGGCAGGACAAACAGUUUUAUCUGGCAGCUGGACUUGACAACAGUUGCCAACUUCACACACUCAGAUACAAAACCAUGGUCCCCAAGAAUGAAAAUGAAGUUUUAGAAGGAGUACGCAAGAGGAAGAACAACCUAACAAAUUCAGCCAACCACAACACUGCAGUCAAGGUCAUAGGAUUUGAUUUAGAGCCGGGAGAUGAGAUAAUCACCGAUCGUUCUAAGGAUGGCUUCCAGAAAGUCGUUCGAUUCACCCACGAUAUCAAAUAUUUGCUAACAGCUGGUGCUGAUGGGUAUUUAAGAUGCUGGGAAUUUCCAUCUUUGAAGUUAUUCAGAGAAGUUCAUUGCCACACAAAUGAGAUUGACGAUAUGGACUGCAGUUUUGACAACAAGCACGUCGUGACGGUGUCGAAAGACAAUACAACAUGCCUGUGGUCUCUGAAGAGUGGUUCCAAGGAGUCGACAUUACAGUGGAAAAGUGAAUUUAAUUCCACGCAUCGAGUCAGAAAUUGCAGGUUCGGCUUUAUAAAGGACAAGUCAAAUGCCUACAACCUCUACACAACACACAUCCCGAUAACUAGAAACAAAGGAAAAAAUUCGUCGUGCUUCAUCGUCAAGUGGGAGACGAACAACUUCACCCACGUUAAGCAGACAUGCACUGGGAAUGAAAUAUUAUCAGCCAUUGCAAUCAGUGAAGAUGGCAUAUUCCUAGGAGUGGGUACUAUAUCUGGUAGUGUAUCCGUGUACAUAUCGUUCAGUCUUCAACGUUUGUACCAUGUGGCAUCUGCCCACAACAUAUUCGUAACUGGUCUCGAGUUUGCACCCCAUGCAACCAGCAACAGGUCUGGCAGUGGUGUGGAAAAUGAAUUUACAUUGUUCAGCAUAUCUGCAGACAAUCACAUCAAGCUGCACCAGCAGGCUUAUGAAUCAUCCUACAGUGCCUGCUGGGUCUUCGUUGGUUUCUGCAUCAUCGUCCUCUUCAUCCUCUGGACACUACGCUACCUACACGAUGCCGGCUGGCAUGUGUUAUAAUAUUCAUCAUAAUUUAUGAUAAUUUAUGCUAAUUUUGUUUCAAUUUAUUCCUAUGUUAUCUUAACUAUUUCAAAUUUUGAAUGGUUGUCGGCUUUAAAUGGUUAAUGAUGUUUAUUUGUUAUCAUAAAUAAUUUUUGUUAGCUGCUAAUUUGUUCGUCUGUCUAUCAAGAUUUAAUUAAUCAAUAUUUAAUUGCUAUGUUAGUAAAUGCAAUUUAAUUAACUUAAUUGGACACUCAUCAUUCUCGUCCUCCGUGUACAACCAGACUUUCACCAUUACAUAUUUCUCAUCUAUAUUACAUUACCCACUGUUUCAUUUAGUCAAUAAUUUUCAAGACCAUAUGCUUGCGUGCGUAAGUGCGUGUAUUGUUUGUUACAUUUGUAUUGUACUAUAUUCUUGAUUGUGUGUCUCACAUGAGUAUGUGUGUGCGUGUGUAUGUGAGUGAGUAAAUGAGAGAGAGGAGAGAGAGAGAGAGAGAGAGAAGAAUGAAUAAAUAUUUCUUUUUUUCAUUUUUAUGCUUGAUUGUACAUUAUACAUUCCUCCAUAAGUUGUGUGGAGAGGAUUGACAAUGUUAUAGAUGAAACAUGUAUAUCUGUAUAUAUAUAUAUAUAUAUAUAUAUAUAUAUAUAUAUAUAUAUUUUUCUGACUUACUUUUUCUGGCCCCAAAAAAUCUUGUUACAUGUUCAAGAAAUUUUUCAGUUGUUGGGCCAUCUGUAUGGAAUAGCCUGCCUUUGGAACUGCGUGCUUCGGGGCAUUCAAUUUUAUCCUUCAGGAGGGAACUAAAAACGUUUCUCUUUCUUUGGUUGUUGUUUCCUUGUGAUUUGUUUUAGCGCCUUUGAGAUUUAAUGAAAGGGCGCUAUAUAAAUCUACCUAAUAAUAAUAAUAAUAUAUAUAUAUCUUAUCUUAUAUAUAAACAUAUAUCCUAUAUAUGUAAUUGUACAUAUCUUUGAUAGUAAAUUUUAAUGGUCCAUUUCAUAUAGCUUAUUCCAUUUCCGAAUUUAGUUUUGUUGACUGUUUUUUCUUUAUUCAUUCUUCCUUAUUUUCGUCUACUCAUUCGUCCAUUUAUUUAUUCAUUCAUUCGUUAAUUUAUCCAUUCAUUUAUUCAUUUGAUUCAUUUAGUUCCGGUUAAUAAUAACUACCAUCAUCCCGCCCUCAUUAGCAUAGCAUUUCAGUCGGUAAAUAAUAAAAAUGUGAAAUUUA